Messenger RNA from Beta vulgaris subsp. vulgaris (sugar beet), 1186 nucleotides. RefSeq lists its product as uncharacterized. The record is from RefSeq and is a predicted model, not a curated record. Lineage: Eukaryota; Viridiplantae; Streptophyta; Magnoliopsida; Caryophyllales; Amaranthaceae. The transcript has 3 exons. The coding region runs from base 164 to 937 and encodes 257 amino acids.
UCAUAAACAUACCCGUGAAGUGUGAACGUGAUUCCUCUGAAAUUAAAAGAAAAAGAACAGAAAAAGAGGCACAAACCCAAAAAACAAAAAAGAGAGAGAAAAAUUAAGAGAGAGAAAAAACCAAAACCAAAAGAGCUCCGUCGAUCCGCCAACACGCCGCCGUAUGGAGGGUGUCGGAGCCCGAUUGGGCCGAUCUUCUAGUCGUUACGGAACCACAACAGUCUUUAACGGCCCGGUUAGAAAAUGGAAGAAAGAUUGGGUCCCAAUAACUCCAUCUUCUUCUUCAUCUUCAAACAACUCACAUCAUCAUCAACAACAACAUCAUCAUCAACAUCACCAUCAUCAUAACAAUAACCAUCAUCAUCAUUCUUCUUCCAAUGGUUCUGUUAAUGGUAGUAAUGGUAACAGUGUAUCUCAUCUUCGUCUCUAUAAGUGGACCCCAGUUAACAAGGAGAAUUCUAAUUCUAAUUCUAAUUCUAAUGAUAAUAAUAAAGUUAGUAGUAGUAAUAACAAUAAUAAUAGUAAUAUUCUUGUUAAUGGAGGAAGUAAGGAUUCUUCUGUUAGUGACGACGUCGUUUCUGAAGAACCUCCCAGAAGAAAAUUCAAGUAUAUUCCGAUUGCAGUGCUAGAGGAACCAAAGAAAGAAGAGGAAGAGAAUACUGACGAUGAUGACGAAGCUAAGCCAGUUGAGAGCGAUGAGAAUACGGGAGAGCAAGCUUCUAAAAGUGAUGGUAAUGACGAAAAACCUGACAUUAAUGAUGUGCCCAUGGAAGAGAACCAGGCUGUUGAAGAGAACCAAACUCCACCAGCACGGCAAGAUUUGAAUGAAUUGGAUUUGAGUCUUGGUUUGACAUCCCAUGAUGAGGAGCAUGAUUCCGACUCUAAGACAGACCCGGAAAAGGAUGUACAACCAGAAAGAUCAAAUUCCGGGGCAUGAACCUAAUAACCAUACACGCCCGAUUAUUACUGGGAGGUCGGCUCAGCCCUGUGUUUCCUUGAUUUGAUCCUUUCCUCUACUCUUUGUUGUGUUGUUAUCUUCGACUUGUUAAUGGAGUGAAGUCCCCUGUGAAUGUAAUUUUUAGUCCAUUUGAAUGUUUCCAUUAACUGAGCUGAUUGUAUUUGUAACGGUUAUUGUGUACUUAAAAAGAUACAAUACGACAUUCUCUCAUUUUUCACUGAUUUAAAA